UCUGUCAGCUUUCAAUUCCGUUGGCAUUGUUCUCGAAACAAAUUCUGAUUUAUCUUGAAAUUUUUUUUGUUUAGUCAGAAAAUUGGAUCACAAUGGUCUUGAUUGCUGCCGCCGUGUGUUCCAAGUCUGGGAAGGCCGUGAUUUCUCGUCAAUUUGUUGAAAUGUCAAAAUCAAGAAUUGAAGGACUACUUGCUGCUUUCCCCAAACUUAUGACCGGAGGCAAACAACACACCUUCGUUGAGACUGAAAGCGUAAGGUAUGUUUAUCAACCUCUAGACGCUCUCUUCAUGCUUCUAAUCACCACCAAGGCCAGUAAUAUAUUGGAGGACUUGGAAACUCUGCGCCUCUUUGCACGGGUGGUUCCAGAGUACUGUAGAAACAUGGACGAAGCCGAAAUUUUAGAAAAUUCGUUCAAUCUCAUCUUUGCCUUCGAUGAAAUCGUUGCUUUAGGAUACAGAGAGUCCGUGAACCUAGCUCAGAUUAGAACCUUCGUAGAGAUGGAUUCUCACGAGGAGAAGGUCUACAAUGCUGUACGUGAGACCCAGAUGAGGGAGGCUAAAAACAAGAUGAGGGAGAAAGCUAAAGAAUUGCAGCGCCAGAAACUGGAAUCGAACAAGCGUGGUGGGAAACCGAUGUCAUCUAUGACCGGUAUUAGUGGUGGGUACGGGGGCCAGGGUGGCUUUAACUCCGGACCUAUGGUUGGAGAAAGUACUCCUGCUGAACCACCCAAACCUGCGUACAAUCCUCCAGUUAGGAAAGAGAACAAAGCAAUGAAGCUUGGUGGAAAAUCCCGUGACGUGGAUAGUUUUGUUGAUCAGUUGGUGAGUGAAGGAGAGAGGGUUGUAACUGCUCCGACAUCGGUUAAUGGUGGCGGGGUUUCUAAACCCCGAGCUCCUCAGAUAAGCACGGAACCUGUUCAUGUCACGGUGGAGGAGAAGAUAAUUUUGAGUGCUGGAAGAGAUGGAGGACUCCAGAACAUGGAGGUCCAAGGUCUCAUGACACUUAGAGUCUCGGACGAGAACUUUGCCAAGAUAAAACUGAACUUGGAGAACACGACCAACAAAAGUAUCCAGCUUCAAACCCAUCCUAACAUUGACAAAGAGUUGUUCCGUAGUAGAUCCGUUAUCGGACUUAAAAAUCCAGCCAAACCUUUCCCCCUGAACUCCGGAGUAGGAGUUCUUAAGUGGCGGUUUCAAACUCAAGAUGAUUCGGAAAUCCCGCUCUCCAUUAAUUGCUGGCCUAGUGAAAAUGGUUCCGGGGGUUGCGAUGUAAACAUCGAGUUUGAGUUGGAGAACACGGAUCUCGAGCUUCAGGAUGUUGUGAUCAGUAUUCCGAUCCCCCACGGAGUUGGAGCUCCUAAUGUAUCUGAGUGCGAGGGUGAUUACACCCAUGAUACCCGCAGAGGUGCUUUGCUCUGGCAGCACCCUGUUAUAGACGCCCAGAACAAGAGUGGCAGCAUGGAGUUCUCCGUUCCUGGAAACCCUGACGAUUUCUUCCCUGUAACGAUGAGUUUCACGAGCAGCAAACCCUUCUCCGGGAUCAAGAUACUUGAAUGUCUUGACACUGAUUCAGACGCUCCCGUCAAAUAUUCAUCAGAAAUUUCUUUUAUUGCUGAGAAAUAUGAAAUUGUCUAAUCUUAAUUUGGAUUUUAUUUCAAACCUUGCUUUAUUGCAUUUCGUAUUUAGAUAUUUAUUCCACUGUAUGAACAAACACUGUUUUAUUACGUUUAAGUGUAAACAAUUAGACCCGGUUUUUAAGCACUGUAAAUAUAUUUUCUAACCUUAUGGGUCUUACUUUAUCAAAUUAUAUUGAAGUAUUUAAUUUAUCUGUUGCAAUUUCAAUAUUUAUUGUACCUCUGAUGUAUAAUGGAAAUAGUACUUUUAUAUUUCUACAUUUUUGGUGAGUUUUUAUAAAUCUGAGACGUUUCAGA
Eurytemora carolleeae is the source of this 1930-nucleotide messenger RNA. It is a transcript of the gene deltaCOP, whose product is annotated as coatomer subunit delta. The record is from RefSeq and is a predicted model, not a curated record. Gene Ontology annotation, biological process: retrograde vesicle-mediated transport, Golgi to endoplasmic reticulum; Golgi localization; endoplasmic reticulum to Golgi vesicle-mediated transport. Bases 93 to 1634 code for a protein of 513 amino acids. Gene Ontology annotation, cellular component: cytosol; COPI vesicle coat. The transcript is spliced from 2 exons. Lineage: Eukaryota; Metazoa; Arthropoda; Copepoda; Calanoida; Temoridae.